Lethenteron reissneri (Far Eastern brook lamprey) is the source of this 4031-nucleotide messenger RNA. RefSeq names its product asparagine synthetase domain containing 1 (gene ASNSD1). Lineage: Eukaryota; Metazoa; Chordata; Hyperoartia; Petromyzontiformes; Petromyzontidae. Gene Ontology annotation, molecular function: asparagine synthase (glutamine-hydrolyzing) activity. The record is from RefSeq and is a predicted model, not a curated record.
CGUGUCUACAUGCAGCAGCCAAACAGCGACGUCUACUUCCUGGCGGAGAAACCCCAGAUGCUGAGCAAGUGCAGAAAAACGCUCGACGACCUCAAGCAGCAGGAGAAGAAGCAGGAGGCAGCGUUGGCGAGCAGCACCGCCGAAGAUUCUCACAAGCGGCGCUCCUUCCACUGACGUCUGUGCGGGGGCGGAGGCGCAGACCCAGGCGCCAGCCAUGUGCGGGAUCUUCUGCGCGGUAGUACCGCACGACCCCGCGAUCCCUCGACCCGAUCCCCUGCCCGACCGAUUGACCCAGGACCUUUUGGAGGGGCGGGGGCCCGACCUUGGCGGGCAGCUGACGGUGGUGACGAUGCCUGACGGUGCCGGUGCCGGGACGAGCGCCAGCUUCGAGCUGCGGUUUCUGGCACAAGUACUGCACCUGCGGGGCGACUCGCCCGAGCCCCAGCCGGCGGUGGACGCUCGGGGAAACGUGCUGCUGUGGAACGGCGAGGUGUUUGGGGGGCUUGAGGUGCCCCCCGGAGAGAGCGACACGAGCGUGGUGCUGCGAGCGCUGGCUGGUGACGGUGACGACAGCGGUGGCGAUGGUGCCGACAGUGCCAUCCUCUCCACGCUGAGUCUCGUGCGGGGCCCCUGGGCGCUGCUCUACUACCAGCGCGCCAGCCGAUGCCUCUGGUUCGGCAGAGACUGCUUCGGUCGCCGCAGCCUCUUGUGGCUGUUCCCGGAGGCUGGUGAUGCUGGUGACGGCGGUGGUGCUUGUGGUGGUGGCGGUGGUGGCACGGUGGAUCCUCGCUGGUUUGCCAUCAGCUCGGUGGCAUCACAGCAGGCGCCUGCCGGUGCACGGUGGUCAGAAGUUCCAGCCGAUGGAGUCUACAAGGUGCAUCUGGGGAGUGGUGGUAGCGGUGGCAGUUGCCUCCAGGUUGAGUGGUUUCCCUGGCGCUGGAGCCCACCGGAGUUGGCGCCACCAUCUGGCGUGGAUCGAGCUGCCAGAAUGACACCCGACAGCCAGGACGACUCCUGCCACUGCCACUCGGGAUCCCCUCUAGACACGACCCCCCGUCCAUUGGGAGGGUCUAGAGGAGGAGAGACUCCGACUGAAGAGGAUGGACGAGCGGAGGAGUUGCCGCCGUUCUUCUGUGUGACGCCGAGCAAAGCUUACCCGGGACUUCGCUCAUUUGUGCCACCCAUGAACAUGAGCGUGCCGCAGUCUCCGAGCCCUCACCCUCAGGCCCCCCACCCCCAGAGCCCCCACCCCCAGGACCCCCACCCUCAGGGCCCCCAUCCUCAUGGUCCCGGCCCGCUAGGCCCCGACGUGAUCUCGGAGCGCAUGGUGGCCGCUCGGCAGUUGGUGGAGGCUCUGGAUGAGGCCGUGCGUGUGCGAUGCAUCCCGGAGAAUUGUGGCGGUGGUAGCGGCACCAGCGGAGCAGGAGGAGGCGGCGUUGGUGUUGGCGAUGGCAGCACUGACGAUGGCGGGGGCGCAGGUAACGCCGGUGGUAGCACCAGCGGUCAUGGUGGUCAUGGUGGUAGCAUUGCCGGUGAGGCUUCGGUGGCCGUGCUUUUCUCGGGCGGGCUCGACUGCAUGGUGCUAGCGGCGCUGGCUCACCGCCACGUCCCGGCCCAUGAGCCCAUCGACCUCUUGAAUGUCGCCUUCGAGUGCCGGCGACGGCCGCUGGGCAGUGCGGUGGCUUCCGGUAUCGCCAGGCGCCAUCGAGACCACGGGAAGAACUCGCGGAAGCCGGUGGGGGCACGGAAAGGCGACCCUCCAAAGAGGGGGGCGCCAGCUGCUCAGGUGGCGAAGGAUGAGCGCAGCAAUGGGGACGAGAGUGCAGCACCGCCGGCGGAGAGUGGGGCUGGUGAAGAGAAGAUGGAGAUUGGAGGACGCGACGGAGGACCGUUUGAUGUUCCCGACAGGCUAAGUGCACGAGCGGGGCUGGAGGAGCUGCGGACGCUGUUCCCCCACCGCCGCUGGCGCCUGCUCGGGGUGGACGUGCGCGGGGACGAGCUGGCGUCUGCCCGCGCACGUCGCAUCGCCCACCUCGUCCACCCGGCGCGCUCCGUGCUGGACGACGCGCUGGGAUGCGCCCUGUGGUUCGCCGCACGCGGCCGCGGAGAACUCCUCCUUGACGAGGGGGACCGGGGGGGAGCCCCUGCGAGUGAGCCAGGGUCACCGCCGCCAGGGUCCACCACCGCCACCACCGCCGCCAUCACGGUGCCCGCUGGACCGGAGCUGUUUGUGAGUCGAGCCAAGGUUUUGCUGAGCGGUCUCGGCGCGGACGAGCAACUCGCUGGAUACUCGCGGCACGCAGCACGCUUCCGGCAGGGAGGCUGGGGCGCCCUGGCCGCCGAGCUGCGCGCCGAGUUGGGCCGCAUCGGACGUCGGAACCUCGGGCGAGACGACCGCGUCACGGCCGAUCACGGCAAGGAGGUCCGGUUCCCGUACCUGGACGAGGCCGUGGUGUCCCAGCUCUCGGCGUUGCCGGCACACGUGAAGGCCGAUCCCGGCGCGGCGCGCGGCACGGGCGACAAGCUGCUGCUGCGCCAGGCGGCGCUCGUGCACCUCGGCCUGGCCGAAGCCUCCGCUCGGCCCAAGCGCGCCCUGCAGUUCGGCUCUCGCAUCGCGCACAUGGAGGGGGGCGGCGGUGGCAGCGGCGGCGGCGGCCCAAGGGAGCGUGGGUCCGAUUCCUGUUCGCGGCUGGUGCAGCAGCAUCGCCCCCCUCCUGAGUGCGUCUGAUGGGAGGAGAAGCGGUGGCUGUGCGUUUGCUGUGUCCGAGUGUAACGCGUUUCAAGGGGAUGGUGGUUGUGUGUCGGCAGGGGGGGCGUGAUGGCGGUUGUGCUUGAGAAUGGAGGCAGUUGUGUUUUAAAAUGUUGAUAGUGUUUUAGUGAGACUGAGAAAUGUCACUCUGAAAUGGCCGGCCAUCUGGGGGUGAGGGUUUGAUGGAGGUGGCUAUUUCUUUGAGGGUGGUGCUUUCUUUGGGGGGGGUUGAUGGCUGCGUGCAAGAGUCGAAAAUACGUGCUUUGUAUGAGAGAUACGGCUGUGUCUUGAUUAUCAAAGCGAUGGCUGCAAAUCACAAUAAAUAAUAAUCCCAUAAUGUGAGAGAGAGAAAAUGUGUGCCUUUAUAACCACGUGAGAGACAACGUUCUCUUUACAAGGAAGACCAGGGAUGAAAACCAAUGGAUAUUACAGAAAUAUCUCAAUAAGAGGGAACGUAGAUGAUUCCAACGUUUCUUGAGUUUCAUAAAAGGCAUGAAUGUGUGCAAGAAUGAAAGCUGAUGAAACAGAUCAGGGCUGGCACUAGGGGGGGGGGUCCACAUUUGUAAUUGUGCGUUUAGAAUAUUUGGUCGCUAUAGAUUUCCAUGUGAUAGUCCACCUCAAUGAGCUAUCAUUUCCGGCCAGGUCACUUCUGAAAGAGAGCUACGUGGUUCAGUGGGUACCUUAGCAGGUAAAAUAAAUUAAAAAUAGUUUAGGUGCUGGGGUAGGCCCUGCACCACCAAAUAUCGCUGCUUUGACCUUUUGCCAAUCCACUCUCGUGGCUGGAGGUCUUCGCAAAGGUUAGCCAAGUGUCGCAGUCUUGCGAACCAACAAUUCCUAUCUUCGCUUACCUGCACACGAGCCGAUGUCAUCGCUCCCAUCUCUGGGUGGAUGACUUCCCGGGAGCGAACUUCCUUUGCCUGACACUUCACCGUUGGUCUCAACUCCUCCCCGAUCAUCUCUUCGGGCAACGCUGUUUUGGUUAAGUUCGCACGCACGCAAUUUCGUUGGGAAUGAAGGUCACGAAUAAGCAAUGGAAAUUCAGAACUUGCGGAUUUCAUCUUCUAUAGGCAGAUACGGGGAUUGGCCAGCGGGUGGUGUGAGAUGCCCAGUGGCGCGGUGAGACGGUCAAAGGCAGUGGAUUUUUGUUGUAACCAGUUUCUAACCAAAGACUCAAAACGUCAAGCGACCAGCAUGCACGCAGCACCGUCAAUGAUGCAACAAGUUAACAUGAUUUGUACUCUUGGUUUUAUCGGUAAAGUCACGUAGGUAAACAAUGAAAUUA